Molecule: messenger RNA, 8871 nt
Organism: Equus quagga
Lineage: Eukaryota; Metazoa; Chordata; Mammalia; Perissodactyla; Equidae
Gene: P2RY14
Product: purinergic receptor P2Y14
Exons: 3
Coding region: 6725-7726 (333 amino acids)
Biological process (GO): G protein-coupled receptor signaling pathway
Cellular component (GO): membrane
Molecular function (GO): G protein-coupled purinergic nucleotide receptor activity
Source: RefSeq, a predicted model, not a curated record
GAUGUGGGAAUGAUGCCUUCAGAGUGGAAUACAGCUGGCCCUCCGUGUCCGCGGGUUCCACAUCCACAGACAGAAUCAACCAACCUUUGAUCAAAAGGCCUAGGAUGGUUACGUGUGUGCGAGCACGUAUAGACUUCUUUCCUUGUCCUUAUUCCCUAAACAAUGCAGUAUAACAACUAUUUACACAGCAUUUACAUUAGUCAUGAUAAGUACUCCAGAGAUGAUCUAAAGUAUAUGGGAGGAUGUCCGUAGGUUAUAUGCAAAUACUUCACCAUCUUGUAUGAGGGACUUGGGCAUCGUGGAUUUUGGUAUCCCCGGGGGUCCUGGAACCAAUCCCCCACGGAUACCGAAGGACAACUGUGUGGUUCUCCCACAACCUUUCACCGAAUGGCUUUUCACAGUCACUUGAAGAUUGUUGCCCAAAUCGAUUAUUAUACUGAGGUUGUAAAGGGUGACUUUCUAAUUCUAUCAUUCCUCCUACAUUUUCUAGCUGGCAUUCUUCUGUAAAGGAGAGCUGCCCCAUCUUCGUCCUCUCAUUUUUAUCCGUAUUUUUAAUAUCACUAUCAACUCCCAAAUUUGGUUCGUGUUUCAGAGUAUUUUCAUCUAUUACUGUCAUCCUUGUCGGUAUCUAAAUUGUCCAAUUUAGAGGUGCCCCCAGCUCCGCUUCCGUGGCCUUCUUCACGUUUCCCCAUGGGUCUGAGCGCUUCCUUGCUUUCUGCCAACAAGACACCUCAAUUCACCUAUGCCUUCCCCGGGCCUGAGGUGAAAUCAGCCACUUCUCCAGGGAGUCUGGUUCCUGCUCGUGAGCAGUGACGCUUAGAAAGCCGAUGUGCGCACUGAUACCGAGGAUGGAGCACUGCUUCUCCACCUACAGGAGGCUUGUUAUUUCAAGACAGAAAAGGCUUGACCAAGUUUAUAGCUGCUGGGGUGUCACAAUGUCUAGAUCUAUAGGUUUUCUCUUUGUUUGAAAGACUUGGGCGGGUUUACACCUUGAAGAGGUAGACAGAGAGAGACUGAAAAUACAAAAGAGAAAAGCAGUAAUGUACAGAAAAGAUGGGAAGGAGCACCUGUUAUUAUCAGAAUGUUUUACAUAUGGGCAUUACACCUCAGGCAAUAAUGAAACGGCAUCUGACAGCUCCCACGGGACAUGGCAAGACACAAGACAACUUUCCUAUAAAGUACUUGACUGGCUUAUAACGAAAUCCCUUGGGAAAGUGAAAUAAUCACAAAUGGAAUGGCCUAAAAAGGACACGUAUAUUCAACAACGGAUCCCAACCUGAAGGACUCAGAAAAAGCACAGGUCUUUCAUGUGCACGCUGGGCGCCAGCUUUAAGCCGCGUAAAGUACAUCCUUGACGUUUAAGUCCUACUCAUUUUGAAAUGAAAAUAGUGGCUUUACUGUCACAUGCUGUGUUUAAUCAAAUACAAACUCAUUUAAGAACUGCCCAAUUCAUAAGUAACUGUCACAACAUAGCUUAUUAAAAUCGAAGGGUACUGAUUCUUCCAACAGGUAUGAAGUACAUAAAAUUUUAGGUUGUAAAGUGUAUGAGGAUCCCUUCUCUGCAGUAUUCCCACUCCCACCGACAGUCCCAGAUAUUUAUACUCCUCUCCGUUGGCUUUGUGAGGCUGAAGCUGGAACAAACACGCAAGUGGUUGAUACUUGGCUAAGUAGUCAAAGCUGUGACCUUCUGAGAAAUGAAUCUCUGUUCCCCAUCCCCAGAGCAAGGUGGUACCCAUUAAUGCCCUUGACCCCAGGAUCUGGGGAUCUGAGUACCGCCUGCCUAAUUGAGGACUGCAAACACCAUCCGAGAGGCAAAAAGAGGUCAGAGAUGCAUUUCCUUGCCUGGCCCCAGGGAACAGAACCACGUAUUCCAAAACAAUGCUGCAGAAGAAGAGGCCAGAAAAAAGCCAGGGAUCCAAGCAGCUGAACCUGAUUCCGGAUAGGGACAGGAAUCAGCUCCCCAAACCCUGAGGACAGGAGAGUUUCACACCUUGAGCCGCUCUCACCGGAGAUUCAGGCUCAUGCGGACUGCCGAGUGAGAGCCUGAAACCCUGUGGACCUGACUCGUACUCCGCAUGGUUGGGUGGUGCUUCCUGUGACAGAACAGAGAGCACAAGCAGCACAGCCUCCCUCCCCAUGCCCCGUGGGAGCACGCUGGGCCACACGCCCCAGGAGGUCCGAGCACUUUGCCAAGGGUCCACCGUGCGUCCUGCUGCCCUGCGUUUCAGUGCAGAAGAACAUCAACCUGAGAACCACGAGAGAAGUGGGGAAGGGUGUGGGAGCCGGAGCCAGGGCGGGAGUUCCAGAGACAUCUGAUCAUUCUACUCUCACCCCCUGAACCCACGAUGUUCCAUCUGAGCCACACACUGCCAGGCACCAGGUAUUUGAUUCCUACACGAACAGGAGCCUGCGAGGCAGCUACUAAUACUCCCUCAGUUUAGAGACACAAAAACUGAAACACAGAGGCACUUAGGAACUAUCCCAAUAUCACAGCUAUUAAGAACUUGAGCCAUAUCUCUAACCAAGGCCCACGGCAUCCAACAUGCAUGCUCUUAAUCAUUAUGCUUCUCUGUCUGCCCACUAUUCCAACAGAGCAGUAAAUAAAGCCCACUUCACCUUCCUAGACCUUGGCAUGUGAGUGACUUAUUGCUGAUGAGUUAUUAGGUUGGGCAUCAACAACAAAGCUGACGAAAUUCCCUUUCCAUAUCAAAUGAUACCAAACAUACCUACCAGAAAGGAACUAUUCUGGUGGUUCUCGACUUGGGAACAUUUAGAAAUGUCUGCAUUUUCAGUUGUCAUAAAUCAUGGGGUGCUACUGGCCCCUAGUGGACAGAGGGCAGGGAUGCAGCUGAACAUCUUACAGUGCACAAGAUAGCAGGCCCACAAAGACCUGGAACCCAAAAAACGUCAGCUGUACCAAGGCUGAGAAACCCUGGGCUUUCCCAAAGCCUGAACCCCAGACUGCAGGUGAAAAGUCACCACAAAUCCAUCCUGAAAAUCCAGACGCAGGAGCUGGUAGAGAGGCUAGUGAUGGCUGGCCAUGGUCAUGGCCCCAAAAGUUUGCCCUGUGCCACCUUGCCCUCUUCCAGCAGCUUCCAUGAUCUGCUUGCAUAAGCACAAGACGUGAGGACAGACCCAGGUUCUUGGAUGUGCCUGUCCCACACUUGGCUACGAAUCCUGCUAAAAGUGUUUUAAGGGAAGUGGUUAGAAUUAAAGGUAAAGACUAGAUUUGGGCCUUUUCCAUUUAGUAUCCAUACUAACCCACCGCCCAUGGUCACACAUAAUCAAAGCUUGGCUCUGUCUGCAGCCGAAACACAGACUUUUGAUCUUCGUGAGUUUUAGAGUCUGUGAAUAGGCCGGCCCAGGAGGAAGGCCUGGCAGCCAAGACAGGGCUGAGCCUAUGCUUUGGUGGAAGAGGAAGUUCAGAUGCCUAAGAGGAGCAUGCAGAUACUUCUAGUGUAAUUAGCACAGCUUCUCAAUUGCAGCACGCGACCAGAGCAUUCACCCAAUCCUACACUAAAUUAAAGCAUGUCCAUCACUGGCCUAGAUUCUAACUGAAAGUGAAGUCAGUGGGCCACAGUGGCCUGCAGUUAGGAGGACCAAGUCAGAUCUUCUCAAGAGCUCAUGUCUGCCGCAGAGAAAGCCAGCCCAAGGUGAGGAGCAGCAGCCAGUGGAACCCUCCUGCUGCCAGCGGGCCGAGGGGACGUGCGUGUGGCACCCACGCCACAGGGAGCAGACCUGCACUUCCACCCGGAGCAGACACUGUACCACCUAGCAGUCAACGUCACUUGUUUUCGUGACCAUUACGAACAGUCCGAUUCUGUGCCCCUCCUUGGACAUCAGUGCAGGAGAAAGAAACGUGAGGCAAAUCAAAUCAACCUUCACUGUCAUGUGAUCCAAGAUUGCUGGCCUGAUACCACCAUUCCUGAAGCUGGUUUAGGUGCUUGCUGCUCUGUUCCUUUGUCACUUCCUACUAUGAGAGCCCCUUGUUGUACCCAGAAGUACCACUCUGUUCAGCCUCCCCUGAGAAUGGGAGCUUCCUAUGAGCUCCCCGUGGCUCAUGUAUCCCCACCGUGCCUCACAAACACGUUCUGAUGGAUUUAGUGAGCAAAGGAACAAAAGCUCCUGGCAAAGGAAGAAAGAUCAGGGAUAUACAGGAGCCCAAGGCUACAAUGUACCUUAAGAACUGAAGAUUUCAACAAGCGGAAAUCGCAUCAAGUACAGCAGAGAAGUCAGGAAAGAGACAACUUCUGAGUACUCAAAGGGUGAUAAAUUUAGAAAUGAGGUCCCUGCAGCCUGUGCGGAGUGUACGGACUGUGGCGCGUCCUCAGGGUGAUGAAGGGAAAUAAGAGGGGUUCAUUCUUCUGCUUAAAGGAGAAAGUGAGAGUCUCAUGGCUGAGCCCAGAGAGAGUGUAGGCCAGACGGGCCAUGGAGAGCUGACGGGUUAGAGAGCCACUGCGUGGUGCUGACAAGGAGCCACGCAAGAAUCAGGCUUCCGAGAAGCUAGGGGUGGUCAGUUACUGAGAAAGAAUACUCACUUCUAUGAAAUCAACAGCCACACUUGUGAUGACUUCCUCCCAGAUAGGCCCACGACCUAGAAGCAGAGGACACUGCGCGAGCACCCUAAGGACCCAGGGCUGAGGGAGAGGCAGGACCAUAAGUCAGGGUGCAGGGAGUUCUAAAGCAUGCAGCCGACCACGGAAUAAGAAUGGCCAGGAGGCUGAGGACAGACUUAGAAUUAAUCAAUAUUAUUGAAUAGUAUAAAAUAUUUUAAAAAUAUAAACUAUGUCAUAAAGUAUUGAAUAACAUAAAAUAUUACAAACUGCAGGACUGAAUAAGCAGCCCACACAUCAAUCCCCUUUCUAUUCAAUCCAUUCUACCUGCUCUGGAAACCGUCUAAAACAUCACACAUUGGCACCAAAAAGGGAAAAGAAAACCAAGUUCCAUGUUAGGGCAGGGGAGAUAAAAUCAGCAAAACUGAGAAAAAGCUCCAGUAGGUUUAGCUCAUGUCUGAUGAUCACACACCGGAACCCUUUUCUACUGAUAUGAGAAUCAUCUAGAAACAAAUACUUACCUCACACGAAAAGGUGUGGGCACCUCAGAUUCAAGCUCAUGACGUCUGGACUUGAAGCAGGGAGAAGAAAUACCAGAUUGUCCCUUGACAAGGACUGAACAAGGAGCAGGAAGGAAGUGCUCAUCACAGGCAGGUGCCGAUGAAAGAGGGAUCUGAAAGCAGUCCAUCCUCCACAAACAUUUUUAUUUCUAAUUAUGAAACAGUUCAAAUAUAUAAAAAUAAAAGUACUGAAACUAAUGUCGGUAACACCAAUGCACCCAAUCGCCCAGGGUCAAUUGAUGGCAACGUUGAGGCAGAGUUGUUUCAGAAUUUACGAGAUGAAAUGCCACAAAUACAGCUGGAGCACAGCCACCCUGCACCAUCCCUUCCCUCCCCAGGAGUAAGCACGUCCUGAAGUUGGACUGUAUCGUCCCGAUCAGGAUGUGUCCAGUACUGCCCUGCAUCACGUACAAUAUCACUCCACGGAGAACUUAAUCUCUCUGCUUUAUUUCUAAAGAGAACUUGAUAACCUUUGAGGAACAUUCUACGUAAAUAUAAGAUGUUCUUUAACACUUGCUCUCAAGUAGAUAUCUAUAAAAUAUCUAUUUACAUUUCCAGGAGACCACAAGGAUAGGAUUAUGCUGAUGAAAUCUGUAAUGGAUAAACUCUGAGAAAGAUCCUAGAUUUCAGGGCUACCUAUAAUGUAACUUUUCCCUAUCUGGAGUCCCAACCAGAGCAAAGAAAAACAAGCUUUUUAACCUCCUCACCAAACAUUUAUUAAAUGUCCCCUGUGUACAGGGUCUGAAAAAAACUUGCUACUCAAGAGAGUCAUCAAGCUCGCAGCAUCAAUAUGACCUGUGAAGUCUGAGUCUUUAGCAAGAUCCCCAGAUAGUCUGGAUGCACAUUAAAGCGUGAGGCGUGCAAGUUUAAAGAAUUCAGAAAGGUGGCAACACAGACGAAGGCAGAAGCAAAUGCAACCAGCAUUCUGCCAAACUCCUCCUCCUCCUGUCAGACGACGCAGCUGUCACAAAGGCCACACCUGAGCAUCAGCAGACCGGUGGUUACCAGCCAGGGGUGAUUCUGCCUCCCAGAGGACAUUUGGCAAAGCCUGGAGACAAUUUUGUCACAAUUUGAGGACAUGGUGCUACUGGCAUCUAGUACACGGAAGCCAAGGACGCUGCCAAACAUCCACAAUGCAGAAGUCAGUCCUCCACAGCAAAGAACUGUCUGGCCCAAAAUAUCCACAGUGUGAAGGUUUUUAAACCAAAAAAAUCCUCCCUAUGAUUUCCUGGCUAAAAUGAUCAAUUGUUAACUUCACUAAUUUAAAAAACUGAUUUGAGCAUCUGUAUCCACAGGGCAAAAAAUAAACCGAUAACUAAAAACACUUCCCGUCCAACACUCUCAAGUACAGAGUUUAUAAGGCUGCCGUGGGAGUUCACAACCAAAUCCAUCAUCAUCAAUAUUGACACCCAAGACCAAGUACCAUGAAACACCAAACGGUCAUGUUGAAACAUUUCACAAUUAUAAAGGCCGAAUUUAACAAAUCAUUAGUGAAGAAACACUGGCUACUUUGAGAUGACAAGCAUUCACUGGGCUAAACUACUUCAUUGAAAGGAAACCUCAUAUUAUACAAAAUCUGUUCAAGGCCUCGCCCUCGGAAGCUACAGAGCGAUGAACGCCACCACCACAGGUCCCUGCUCCUGGGACCCCCUCAUCACUCAGCAAGUCAUCCCGGCACUCUACUUGGUGGUCUUUGUGGUGGGCGUCCUGCUCAACGGCGUGUCGGCGUGGGUGUUCUGCUACGUGCCCGGCUCCAAGAGCUUCAUCAUCUAUCUCAAGAACAUUGUCGUCGCCGACUUUCUGAUGAGCCUCACUUUUCCCUUCAAGAUUCUGAGCGAGUCGGGCCUGGGCCCCCGGCAGCUGAGCGUGUUCGUGUGCAAGUUCUCGGCGGUCUUCUUCUAUGUCAACAUGUACGUCGGCAUCGUGUUCUUCGGGCUCAUCAGCUUCGACAGAUACUAUAAAAUCGUGAAGCCUCUACUGACGUCUGUCAUGCAGUCAGUGAACUUCAGCAAACUCCUGUCGGUGAUGGUGUGGGUGCUCACGCUCUUUCUCGCUGUUCCCAACAGCAUCCUGACCAACUGGAGUGUCAGGGACGUGACACGCAUAAAAUGUAUGGACCUGAAAAACACACUGGGCCAGAAGUGGCACAAAGCCUCAAACUACAUUUUUGUGGGCAUCUUCUGGAUGGUGUUUCUUUUGUUAAUCGUUUUCUACACUGCUAUCACGAGGAAAAUCUUUAAGUCCCACCUUAAGUCCAGAAAGAACUCCAUCUGGGUCAAGAAGAAGUCUAGCCGCAACAUAUUCAGCAUCAUGUUUGUAUUUGUUGUCUGUUUUGUGCCUUACCACAUUGCCAGAAUCCCCUACACGCAGAGCCAAACAGAAGCUCAUUACAGCUGCCGGUCGAAAGAAAUCUUGCACCACGUGAAAGAAUUCACUCUGCUCCUGUCGGCUGCAAACGUCUGCCUGGACCCCAUUAUUUACUUCUUUCUCUGCCAGCCAUUUAGAGAAAUCUUAUGUAAGAAACUGCACAUCCCAUUAAAAGCUCAGCAGGACUCAGACGCUUGCAAAACCAAAACGGGAAACACAACGCAGGAAAGCACAGAUAUUCUGUGACCUCCCACCUCCUUGCAAAUGAAGCCUGCAGAUGCAUACUGUAAUCUGCAACUACAGGCUAAGAGGGAGGAGUGAGCAACGUGCCCACGAUGAGCAGUGUCAUCUGUAAGCAUUACUGUCCAAUUUAGUACAAAAAUAAAAGGUACGUUUCCAUGUUUUUUCAGUAACAUCAAAGAAAAAAUAAUACAUACAUUAUGCCAUCUUAUUUCAUCAAAAUAGAAGGUUUAAAUUCAUAAUCACUAGUCUGGUCAGUUAAUGUAGAACCUAAAAUAGCAAAUAAAGAAAAUAGGAAGCAAGACAAUUCACAGGGGCGUCUUCCUUCUCUAAACAUAAGAAUUAAGUUAAUGAGUUAUGUAAUUUUUCUCAACAGGGUGACUAAAGACCAACUUAGCAGCAGGCACAGUCUGAGAAAGGGCGAGAAAGUGAAAAGAGUCCAGUUUUCUCUGAUUUGAAGCAGAUAAGCAAAUGCCCAGAAAAUUGCUUAAGAAAUCCCCUACUGACUGAUCUCAUGGUAUUUCAAAGGAAAGCAGAUAUAAAUUAUGUACUGUGCAAUAAAAAAUGUAAUUUUUUCUGAUAGCGUUUUGAGGAUUAUAUAAGAUACAUUUUAAAUGCUUUAUAUGAAGACUUGUUAAGCCACUUAACCUGGGGUGCUGGUGUUAGAAUAUUUUUAAGUAGCUUCUACUGAGGGAAGCUACAUAUGGGCAUGUGCUGCCAGCAACUUCCUCUGUUUAAUGGUAUGAAAAAAAGUAGGAUGACUGGGAAAAGCCAGACACACACACACACACACACACGCAGAGGCUGGCAGUAUACAUUAUUCUCUAGGGGUGGGAAAAAGUAGUUUUCUUUUAAGGGACUGUAUGUAAUAAAAAGAAAAUCUACAAUUUACAAUAAUGAGAAAUUACACAUAAAAUAAAAACUUACAUACUACAUUUUCUGGAGAACACACGGAUUUAAUAUGCAGAGAUAUGAGAUAUGGUUGCUGGCUUGUGCAUUAUCAAAAGUAAUUCUUUCUCUGCUAUUAACUGGCUAGAAGUCAGUCAGCUCAGCUUUCCAACGCGCUCAAACAUUUUUGUAAGUCAUGUUUAUACAUAUUUCAUGCUUUACUGUAUACGUAACAAUAAAGAAAUUAUUUUUAAUAAUGUCAA